AUGAAUUAUCCAUAUCCAACUUCACCAUACAUGCCAACAACAAUGGCACAAGCCAUGCAGGCACUGAUGACUGGUAAUCCAUUACCACCCAAUUGUUUUGUUGUAGCUAUACCAAUGGAACAAGCACAACAAAUGUUUCCACAAUUAAUGAUGAAUUAUGUAUCGGGUGGUAGUGCAAAGGUAUUUUCUCAACCAUCAUCAUAUUAUGGUCAACUUUAUCAACCACAACCAGGUCGAUAUCCAAAUAAUCAACAAUCAAAUGCUCUCGUACCUUAUUCAAAUUAUCAUUCACAAGGUUAUCAUCAAAAUUAUAAUUAUCCUAUGGUUCCCUAUGUUGAUUAUAACAAUCAAUCAAAGAGAAAAGAUCACUAUGGUAAAAACUAUCGUUCAGAACCACAUUCAAAUGUUUAUAAUUCAUCAUCAUUUGAUUCUCAUAUGAAUAAUUUAAGUUGGAGUCGAAUAUUUGGUCGUCAUCAUCCUCAUGUAAAACAACGGCAACAUGAGCAAGGUGCAAUAGGUUAUGAGCAAAAACCAACUUCAUCAAAGCAACAACAACAACAACAACAACAACAACAACAGCAACAAACAUACACAACUCAUUCUUUAACAUUAUCCUCAUUGACAUCAACAAGUUCGUCAUCUACUACAAGUGAUGAGUCAAUUCGACGAGUAACUGUAUCAACUAAACAACCAGUUGAAUUAUCAUCUUCAAAACAGCAACAAACAAAAGGUAGUUUACCAUUUAAAUAUUCCUCAGAUUUUGUUCCAGGUAAUGAAAAACAAAAAUUACAAAAAUCCAAUAGACGAGAUACACAUCUUAAAUCUGAUGAUGUUUUCUUUGUUAAAAUGGCUCAACAAUCUCAGCCAGCGUCAAAAAAAUAA
Rotaria sordida is the source of this 882-nucleotide messenger RNA. Lineage: Eukaryota; Metazoa; Rotifera; Eurotatoria; Philodinida; Philodinidae. The record is from the annotation of a GenBank genome assembly.